AUGGGCAACGGCGUGUCUACCGAGAUGGAGAUCUUCGCCGAGGGCGAGUUGGAGGCAGAACUCAAGCGUCUCGGCGGUACAGGCGACGCCAGUGUCAAGCAGCUGCUGGGCAAAGGCUACCGCGACGUCGUGCAGCUGGUGAUCCGCCCCAAGCGAGCGCUGUACGACGUUCACGAGCUGGGCCCCGAGCGCUUCCAGGUCGCCGAGCUGUCGGUAGAUCCCACACAGGACAACGUGACGCAGGCCAGACGCAGAGACUUCGACGUGCUCAAUGAGCGGGGUUUGCGUGUGCGCUGUUCGCACUGGCAGCUCUUCGCACAGGGCAGCAGCACCCCGGCUGUCACGCCGUGUCUGAUCUACCUGCACUCCAACAUUGGCUCUCGACUGGAUGCACUGCGUGUGCGUGAUGCAGCGUUAAAACGCGGCUUCUCCGUACUGGCCUUCGACUGCUGCGGCUCUGGGCUGUCGGACGGUCUCUAUGUGACCAUGGGCUGGAACGAAUCGCUGGACCUGUUUGCUGUACUGCAGACCCUCGAAAAGGACGCAUCCGUGUCGGAUAUUUGUCUGUAUGCGCACAGUAUGGGGGCGUUCCCUGCUAUCGCCAACCUUGCGCUUCGAGCGACCGGAGCGGCAGACAAGAAGAUGCAGGCCAAGCUCGAGACGUUGCCGUAUGCCCUGCGAACUGCUGUCGCUGUCUCCUGA
This is a messenger RNA of Phytophthora nicotianae INRA-310, 702 nucleotides long. RefSeq lists its product as hypothetical. The coding region runs from base 1 to 702 and encodes 233 amino acids. Lineage: Eukaryota; Oomycota; Peronosporomycetes; Peronosporales; Peronosporaceae. The transcript has 2 exons. The record is from RefSeq and is a predicted model, not a curated record.